AUGGAAGAUGGAGAAUCAUGCAACACAGGACUUGGACUAGGAAUCGGGAUGGGUGAGUUCCGGCCUAAAAGGAAACAUGAGCAAAGAAAGCGUGUGGUUUGUUUUGAUCUCUCCUUUCCGCCGCUUAAUCCGAACGAGGAAGCCAUUGAUGCAGAGUGCGAGAUUGAGAGGUCGAGUUCAAGAAUAGUUGGUGGGGAUCAUUUACAAGGAGCUAAGGAAAGUAAUUUUAAUUUAAACGUCAACUACAACGAAAGCAACAAGAAUUGCACCAGAAAGAAACUAAGGCUCACCACAGAACAAUCCACUUUGCUUGAAGAGAGCUUCAAAUUGCACACAACGCUUGAUACGGCCCAGAAACAAGCGCUUGCCGAGAAGUUAAAUCUCCGACCAAGACAAGUAGAAGUAUGGUUUCAAAACAGAAGAGCAAGGACUAAGUUGAAGCAGAAAGAGGUAGACUGCGAGUUGUUGAAGAAAGGCUGUAAAAGUCUGAGCCUAGAAAACGUGAGGUUGAAGAAGGAAUUGCAAGAGCUACUACGUUCAUUGAAACUUCAACAACCACACCCAUUCUAUAUUCAACUUCCUAUGGCUACCACGCGUACGAUGUGCCCCUCGUGCGAGAAAUUAUAA
Molecule: messenger RNA, 627 nt
Organism: Ilex paraguariensis (yerba mate)
Lineage: Eukaryota; Viridiplantae; Streptophyta; Magnoliopsida; Aquifoliales; Aquifoliaceae
Source: the annotation of a GenBank genome assembly